Carassius gibelio (silver crucian carp) is the source of this 1215-nucleotide messenger RNA. RefSeq names its product iodotyrosine deiodinase (gene iyd). The transcript is spliced from 5 exons. The record is from RefSeq and is a predicted model, not a curated record. Gene Ontology annotation, molecular function: oxidoreductase activity. Bases 42 to 929 code for a protein of 295 amino acids. Lineage: Eukaryota; Metazoa; Chordata; Actinopteri; Cypriniformes; Cyprinidae.
UCCCCUUUGAGUGAAACUCCUUCAGACUUCACUCGUCCAUCAUGGCGGUGUUUUCGUCUCUUACUCCGGUGUUCGUAGCGGUUUUGUGUGUGAUUAUCGGGUUUCUCUUCAAAAACUCCCAGAGGAGACAAACCAGAUCAAAGCAGGGGCGUUCAGACCAGACCUCCAAACCCUGGGUGGACGAGGAUCUGCAGGAUGAUACAGAAAUCAGCAGCAAACACAACGAGGAGCAUGAUGAUGAUUGGCUAGACACAACAGAGGAAGAAGACCUACGCCAUAUCCCAUACACCCCAGCUCGGUACUCUGCUACUGAGAUGCUGGAACGAUCUGAGAAGUUCUACUCGCUCAUGAAUCUGAGACGGUCUGUUCGCUUCAUCAGUCCAGAACCGGUACCAAAAGAAGUGAUUGACAAUGUCAUACGCACUGCAGGCACUGCACCUAGUGGAGCUCACACUGAGCCCUGGACGUUUGUGGUGGUGUCUGAUGCAGAUGUCAAACACAAGAUCAGAGAGAUCAUUGAGGAAGAGGAGGAGAUCAACUACAAGCAAAGGAUGGGAGACAAGUGGGUCCAAGACCUGAAGAAACUGAGGACAAACUGGGUGAAGGAGUAUCUGGAUGUGGCUCCGUAUUUGAUUCUAGUGUUUAAACAGACAUAUGGAAUUCUGCCCAGCGGCAAGAAAAAGACUCACUAUUACAAUGAAAUCAGCGUGUCCAUCUCCUGUGGCAUUCUGCUGGCUGCUCUGCAGAAUGUUGGGCUGGUUACCGUGACGACCACUCCUUUGAACUGUGGACCACAGCUCAGGCUCCUCCUCCAGCGGCCGGCCAAUGAGAAGCUUCUAAUACUGCUUCCUGUUGGCUACCCUGCAUCUGACGCCAAAGUGCCUGACCUCAAACGCAAGGACCUGAAUGACAUAAUGGUGACGGUGUGAGAUCAUCAGCUGCUAUAAACAAAUGUGAUGCCAUAAAAAGACCAACUUACAGAGCAGUUUUGAAUAUAUAGAACCAAGUGCUAUUCAAAUCAGACCAAAUGUUCUCAGCUUACUGCUUUAUUUUUAUUAUUUCCUUACCAUAAAGGGAUUUUCAAGUAAUGGUUUACAUAAGGACACAGUUACUUCCAAAUUUUGCAUGGCUUUGUUAAUGUACACUUUAUAUAUUAUGAAUUUGCUGUGAUUUAUGCAAAACAUUAAGUAAAGUACAUGUUUGUAGUUUUCCAUG